CAAAGACAGAAGGAGAGUCCACAACUAUCCUCUCAGGAUUAGCACACAGUAGCAGAUGAAUCGACAUCGAGCACCAUUUAUUAUUGACGUCCAAUACGUUAUGAAAUAAUUUGUGCUAGGAAAUGACUAGUUUUACUUCGCUGCCCGACGAUAGAGAAGAUAUAUAUAAUUACAAUAUAUCGAACGUUUCAGAAGUUUUCGAAAUCAAUUCCACGCACUAUAAGGACGAUGUCUCAAGUGAGCCCUUUUACGAUUUCGUUCACGCCCUCUAUCUUUUUGCAAUACCUCUUAUAUCCGUACUUGGGAUCAUUGGGAACGUUCUAUCAAUCAAGGUGUUUCUGUGCUCAACAUUUCACAAGCAGCCGUCUAGUAUCUAUCUCGCUGCUCUAUCGCUAUCGGACACCUGGUUUCUAUCAGCGCUGUUACUAGGCUGGCUUGGGAGUUUCGAUGGAACCAUUCAACAGUCGGGAGUGGCCUGUAUGAUGUCCAUAUACGUGACGUAUGUCACAGGAUUUCUAUCCGUGUGGUAUGUUGUUCUGAUCGUGAUUGACCGAUACAUUGUCGUCUGCCAUCCACUGAGAGGACCGCGCUUGUGUUCCAGAAAACGAGUGGCCAUUGCCUCGAGUUUAAUCACAACGUUUGCGAUCAUAUUUUAUACACACUGUUUCCACACAACAACAGUUGUUAAAAAUGCUUCGAAAGAUGGCUUUCAGUGUGUUGUCCGCAGAGAAACUAUGUUUGCUCUCACAAUCAUCACCUACAUUGACUCUGUAAUGACAAUAGGAAUACCGUUUCUGACAAUCUUUGUUCUCAACUGUUGUCUUAUAUCAGCCGUCAGAAAAUUCAGCAACAAGCACGUGAGGUUCAGUGAGCGAAAGUUGUAUUCCUACUCCCCACAGUACAGCAUUCUGACCAAAGCUCAGAUACGUCUAACCAUAAUGCUAGUGGUCGUGUCGUCAGUCUUUCUCAUUCUCAAUCUACCAAGCCACGCUAUCCGAUUGUACAUUAUGAUAAAAGGUCUUGCAAUGCAAGAACAACAUAGCAUUAUUCUGUUUCUCAUUCAACAGAUAUUCCAGAUCCUCUAUUACGCAAAUUUUGCAAUUAAUUUUAUCUUGUACAUGGUAUCAAGUAAAUUGUUUCGUAAAUGCCUGAAAGAAACUCCAAAAUGUCGAGCCCUUCGAAAAUUGAGAUUGAAGAAAACUUUAUUAGACAGAAGAGCUAAACUACAGAAUGGCGCUAAGUCGUACGUAUAAUUUGUUAAAAACUAAAAAGGCACACGUCCUCCAAAUGAGUA
Ostrea edulis (European flat oyster) is the source of this 1294-nucleotide messenger RNA. RefSeq names its product G-protein coupled receptor daf-37-like. Gene Ontology annotation, biological process: G protein-coupled receptor signaling pathway. Bases 123 to 1253 code for a protein of 376 amino acids. Gene Ontology annotation, cellular component: plasma membrane. NCBI's taxonomy places the organism in Eukaryota, Metazoa, Mollusca, Bivalvia, Ostreida, Ostreidae. Gene Ontology annotation, molecular function: G protein-coupled receptor activity. The record is from RefSeq and is a predicted model, not a curated record. The transcript has 2 exons.